CAUACAAAUUUAAACCAAAAAAAAACCUCGCCCUUUUCCUUUUGCUUCCACAUAAUGGCUAGACAUCGUAGUGCAAGACUGCUUGUUCCUCUUGCUCUAACCUUGGUACUUAUUCUGUCCCCAACUUCGCUUGCUCAACAAUGGGGUUCUUUCAAUCCACCUUUCUUGCCUGCUGGCCAGACCAGCCAGUCACAAACGCGGUUGACACGAGACACUCACUGCCGCAUUGACUGUCAAAUAGACCAGCUUAGUGCUAAUGAGCCUAACAUUCGUAUCGAAGCUGAGGCCGGAGUUAAUGAGAUUUGGGACCCAAGAGAACAAAAGGAAUUCCAGUGUGCUGGUGUUACUGUUGUCAGAACUCAAGUUGAGCCUAAUGGUCUUUUCUUGCCUCACUACAAUAACGCUCCUUCUAUCUCCUAUGUUAUUCGAGGUAAAGCAUUGCUUGGAGUAACAAAUCCAGGUUGCCCGGAAACAUUCGAGUAUGGUUCUUCAGAACCUUUCUCAUCUGAGCGUGAUCCAAAAAGGCCCGGUCACAAGUUUGAAAGGCCUGAGCGUGAGUUUCAGAGCAUAAGAGACCAACACCAGAAGAUUAGACGCGUGUAUCAAGGUCAUAUCGUUGCCUUACCCGCUGGUGUGUCCAAAUGGUUUUACAAUGAUGGACAGGAUCGUCUCACAAUUGUCACUUUGUUUGACACUCUUAACAACCAAAACCAGCUUGAUGACAUUUUGAGGAGCUUUUUCUUAGCUGGAAACCCACAAGGAAGAGAAGGAGCCCAAGGCGGGAAAGGAAGCCAAGGGAUCUUUUCAGAAAACAACAUUUUGAGCGGUUUUGAUGAACAACUUCUAUCACAGGCCUUUGGUAUUGAGCCUGAAACUGUUAGCAAAAUCCAAGGUCAGAAUGAUGAUAGGGGUGCUAUUAUUCGAGUUGAAGGAGAUCUUGGGUUGUUGAUUCCUGAGUGGGACCGGGAGGAAUCAAGGAGGGCAAGCGAAAGCCAUAGACCAACACAUGGUUCUGAACGGGAUCCCCGCUACCCUGGACAUGGAAGCCAGAGACCAGCACAUGGUUCCGAGUGGGAUCCCCGCUACCCUGGACAUGGAAGCCAAAGACCAACACAUGGUUCCGAAUGGGAUCCCUACUACCCUGGUCAUGGAAGCCAGAGACCAGCACAUGGUUCCGAAUGGGAUCCCCGCUACCCUGGACAUGGAAGUCAGAGACCAGCACAUGGUUCCGAAUCGGAUCCCCGCUACCCUGGACAUGGAAGCCAAAGACCAACACAUGGUUCCGAAAGGGAUCCCCGCUACCCUGGACAUGGAAGCCAAAGACCAACACAUGGUUCCGAAUGGGAUCCCCGCUACCCUGGACAUGGAAGUCAGAGACCAGCACAUGGUUCCGAAUGGGAUCCCCGCUACCCUGGACAUGGAAGUCAGAGACCAGCACAUGGUUCCGAAUCGGAUCCCCGCUACCCUGGACAUGGAAGCCAAAGACCAACACAUGGUUCCGAAUCGGAUCCCCGCUACCCUGGACAUGGAAGCCAAAGACCAGCACAUGGUUCCGAAUGGGAACCCCGUUACCCCGGACAUGAAAGCCAAAGGCCUGGACAGGGUUCCCAAUGGGAGCCUAGCUACCCUGGGCAUGGAGGAAAAGGUCAAGAGCGCAUAUGUGGAGGUCGCCGAUGUAUUUGCGAGGAGAAUGGCGUUUGCAAGCCAAAUGGAAUUGAAGAAACCCUUUGCAGUGUUAGGAUUACAGAGAAUAUUGACAAUCCUGAAAAGGCAGAUGUGUUUAACCCACAAGGAGGACGUUUGACCUCUCUCAACAGCCACAAACUUCCCAUCCUUAACCAUCUCCAACUUAGUGCUGAGAAAGUUAACCUCUAUCAGAAUGCCAUAAUGGCACCUAACUGGAAGAUCAACGCACACAGCAUAGUCUACUUCACAAAAGGAAAUGGUCGAGUCCAAAUUGCAAGCCAUGAAGGUCGUCUAGUGUUCGACGACAUGGUCCAAGAAGGCCAACUUUUGGUAGUCCCCCAGAACUUUGUAGUACUAAAGAAAGCAGGACAAGAAGGGCUAGAAUGGGUUGCAUUCUUGACCAGUGAUCAGGCCAUGAUCAGCCCAUUAGCCGGACGUAUCUCGGCCAUCCGAGGCUUGCCUGAGCAGGUGGUGAUGAACUCAUACGGUUUGUCGAGGGAAGAGGCAAAGAGGCUCAAAUAUGGGAGGCAGGAAUUGACAGUGUUUAGUCCUUCCGAGGAAUUUCAAAGGAAUGGACAAUAUGCCAUUAUGUAAUAAUGUAAUAUCAAUAGAUGAGGAUCUAUCACUACUUUGUUUAAGUUGUUUUUUUAGGUUUUUUUGGAGGCUAGCACCUUUAAUGUGUUUUGUAUGAAAAACUUUUGUAUGGUUUCUUUGGUGUAAAGUUUGCUAAUAAAAUUUCCUCCGUUCUUUUGGUA
Molecule: messenger RNA, 2441 nt
Organism: Amaranthus tricolor (Joseph's coat)
Lineage: Eukaryota; Viridiplantae; Streptophyta; Magnoliopsida; Caryophyllales; Amaranthaceae
Product: cocosin 1-like
Exons: 4
Coding region: 55-2280 (741 amino acids)
Molecular function (GO): nutrient reservoir activity
Source: RefSeq, a predicted model, not a curated record